AUGCGAAUUACCAUAGAGACCCGUACACUUUGCACAAGCACCAUACUUAUGGAACAUACCUUAGUAUUGAAGCUUCUAGGACAACUUCUACAUGUCAAUAGAAGAGUGGUCGGAGGAAAAUCGUCCGUUGACAAGAAGCAGAUCGGCUCGGUUUUCUCGCAUGCACACGCCGCGCACACCGCGCGCCCUCUCCCCGCGGAAACCCUGCGACAGCCGGCGGGUGUCCGCCCGGGACCCCCCACGCUCGGCUUGCUCACGCCGAACUUCACUUACCGCCCGUCCAGCUUUUUCUGUUUAUUAAAGGUC
Brenthis ino (lesser marbled fritillary) is the source of this 306-nucleotide messenger RNA. The record is from the annotation of a GenBank genome assembly. Lineage: Eukaryota; Metazoa; Arthropoda; Insecta; Lepidoptera; Nymphalidae.